Messenger RNA from Ochotona curzoniae (black-lipped pika), 2209 nucleotides. RefSeq names its product fibrosin-1-like protein. The record is from RefSeq and is a predicted model, not a curated record. Lineage: Eukaryota; Metazoa; Chordata; Mammalia; Lagomorpha; Ochotonidae. Bases 1 to 1701 code for a protein of 566 amino acids. The transcript is spliced from 3 exons.
AUGGAGGCCGCGGGCCGGCCCCGGCGCUCGCGCGCGCAGCGAGACCGCGAACGGCGCCGCGAGGCCGCCCGCGCGCACAGCCCGUCGUCGGGCGACGAGCCGGAGCCGGGCCGCGGCAAGGAGAACGCCGCCGCCCCCGCGCGCCCUCCGCGCCGCCGCCGCCGCGAGUCGAGCUCGCAGGAGGAGGAGGUCGUCGACGGCUUCGCCAUCGCCAGCUUCAGCACGCUGGAGGCCCUGGAGAAGGACAUGGCACUGAAACCCCACGAGCGGAAGCAGAAGUGGAAUCGUCGCCGUGUCAAGAAGCCGCGGGAGCUGGAGAAUGGUCCAUCUGCCGAGCCCAGUGAGAGUCAGCAGCCGCCACAGGGGAGCAGCCCUGAGCAAUCCGUGGAGCCUGCCUGUGAGGGGGCAGCCAGAAAGGCCCCUCUGCAGCCCUCCAAGCAGGUGUGCUCCCCAGCAGGGGGGCCGCUCCCAGCCAACCCCUGGGACCAGAACGGCCCGGCCCAGCAGCAGCAGCAGCUCCAGCCCAGCCAGUCCAGCCAGCCCCAGGGGCCCCUCCCAGCCCCCUGUCAGCACUGCCAGCCCAGUCGGGCACUCCCGGACCCUGGGCAGCCCAGCCAGUCCCAGCGUUCACUCCCGGGUCAGCACAGCCGGCCCCAGCAAUCACUUCUGGGCCCAAGACAGCCCUGCCAAGCCCGGCGGUCACUUCUAGGCCCUGGUCAGCACCAGCGGCCCCAGCGGCAGCAACACACCCCAGAUCAACUCUGCCGGCCCCAGCGGUCACGCCCAGCCCAACCUUGCCAGACACAUUGGUCAUUCCCAGGCCCCAGGCAGCGCUAUCAACGCCUGCUGACCCAUUGUUACCGUUGCCGGCCCCCACGGUCCCUGCUGACCCCAUGUCACCGUUGCCGGCCCCCACGGUCCCUGCUGACCCCAUGUCACCGUUGCCGGCCCCCACGGUCCCUGCUGACCCCUUGUCAUCACUGCCGGCCCCCACGGUCCCUGCUGACCCCAUGUCACCGUUGCCGGCCUCCACAGUCCCUGCUGACCCCGUGUCUCCGUGGCCAACCAUGCAGGACUUCUGGACGUUGUUGCCCACCCUGCUGGUCCCAUUGCCAAUGGUGCCAGCCCCCACAGUCACCCAUCACCCUGCACCCUUGCCUCCAGCCACCGGGCUGCUUCUCAGGCCAAUGCUGCUGCUCUCCGCAGGCACUCACAGCUUCACAUGAGCAUGGCCAGCGCCACAGGGCCCUCCUGGAACAGCCCAGCCAUACCCAGAGGUCCCUGCUAGGCCUCAGGCAGCCCCAGCAGUCAGUUGAGACCUCUGAACAGCCUAGUCCACCCAAAUCCUCACUAGCGGGCCCAGGACAGUCAGGCCCGCACACACGGUCACUCUCAGGCCCGAAACAGCCCUGUCAGCCCCUCCGGUCCCUCCUGGGCCCCACUCCACCCUGCCAGCCCCAGCCACUGCUUCCUGCCCCUGAACGCCCUUCUCUCCUGGGCCAGCCACGCCCAUCCCACCGGCCUCUCCUCGGGCCCUCGGGCCAGCCACGGAGGUCCGUCUUGAAUCUGGAGUCAACACGUCAGCUCCAGCCAGCACUCCUGGCCCCGGGCCGGCCCUGCCGGCCCCUGCGGGCACGAUGGACUCGAUCCUGUGCCCCACAGGCUGCCCGUCAGGCCCCAUCCGUGAGUCCUGGAGCCUAACCCUUCCAGCUUCUCAGUGUUACCCAGAUCCUUUAGGCCUGAUGCAGGCUGUGCUGGCCUACGGCCCGGCUGCUUGCCGAUGGACUGAGGCUCGGCAGGGCCAGGAGUGCUGUGCAGUGCUAUGACCAGGCCAAGGCCACACCUGGAGAGAUGACCCCGCACUGUCUGCCACGUGGGUUGUGGUGCCCCCGUGUGUCACUGUGACAGAAGCCCCAGGAAAGGCUCAGCACUGGCUGGGGCGCCCCGCGUCUUUCUGUGCCUCUGAGCCACCAACACUGACUGCAUCUGCAACCCCGUGCCUGUGGUCAGGUGUGUGGUCAGGUGUGCUUUGGGCACAGGGGCCCACCUGGUAUUUGGGGGAGGGUGCUGGCUGUGACCUUGGUGAAUCUGGCACAGUGCGGGCUCUGCCCCUGUGGUGAUGGGUAAUGCACUCAGGCCAUGUGGUAUGACCUAGAUGCUGCCGCUCACUUCUCAGGACUCUGCUUCCCCCGGGGGCAGCUGUGAGGGU